Messenger RNA from Scatophagus argus, 4496 nucleotides. It is a transcript of the gene prdm1a, whose product is annotated as PR domain containing 1a, with ZNF domain. The record is from RefSeq and is a predicted model, not a curated record. Gene Ontology annotation, molecular function: DNA-binding transcription repressor activity, RNA polymerase II-specific; histone deacetylase binding; RNA polymerase II cis-regulatory region sequence-specific DNA binding. Gene Ontology annotation, cellular component: cytoplasm; nucleus. Lineage: Eukaryota; Metazoa; Chordata; Actinopteri; Scatophagidae. Bases 190 to 2748 code for a protein of 852 amino acids. The transcript has 7 exons. Gene Ontology annotation, biological process: regulation of transcription by RNA polymerase II; cell fate commitment.
AAAGCCACUCGGUCCGCCAGGCAUUUGAUUUGAAGACAGCGAGUGGAUCACUUACACACACUCCAGCACACACACACACACGCACACACACCCGUGUGGAGUAUCGCAGCUCGGAGCGGCUCGGACGGAGGGGGAGAACUGCACCUGUCCUGCACACACACACACUCUGUCCUCAGUCCGGACGUCCCUAUGUGUGGAUGGGACCAAAGCUACACGGCGACCUCUCAUAGCUCGGCCAUGUUGACCAGUGAGGGGGCACACGCCAUGGAGCAGCACGACGCGCACCAGGAGGCCAAGAUGGCUUCCGCCGCCACAGACGGAGCCGAGACGGCGACAGACACGGACGUCGACAUGGAGAUGGACGUGGAGGAGGCAGACAUGACUCGAUGGACGGAGUCGGAGUUCGAGGAGAAGUGCACAUACAUCGUCAAAGACACGGCGUGGGAGGCGGGGCCAGACGGUGACACCACCACCAGCAACACCACAACCAGAGCUGAGGCGUCGCUGCCCCGAAACCUGGCGUUCAAACACCUGGCUGAGAGCAAGGAGGUGGUCGGUGUGUGCAGCAGAGAGUACAUCCCCAAGGGAACUCGCUUCGGCCCCCUGGUGGGCGAGAUCUACACAGCUGACAGCGUCCCGAAAGACGCCAACCGAAAGUACUUCUGGAGGAUCUACGUGGACGGGGAGUUCCACCACUUCGUCGACGGCCUGGAUGAGACGCGCUCUAACUGGAUGCGGUACGUGAACCCGGCCCACUCGGCGGCAGAGCAGAACCUGGCGGCGUGUCAGAAUGGCGUGGAGAUUUACUUCUAUACGGUGAAGCCCAUCCCGGCCGGCGCUGAGCUGCUCGUCUGGUACUGCCACGACUUUGCCCGACGCCUCCACUACCCGCCGUCCGGAGAGCUGAUGAUGCAGAAACUCAAGCAGUCUCUCUUAGAGGUGAAGCAGCAGCAGGUGAUCAGUGAGGAGCGUUUGGUUGAAGCCUCCAGCCCGUCCACCGUUGCUGCGACCCCCACCCCACCCAAGAGGGAACACAGUGUCCUCUCCAUUUUGCGUGGCACCAACAGCACAUCCUCCUCGUCCAUGAAGAGGGAGCCCAGCCGGCCACUUCCCACUCGCCCGCGAUGCGCCGACAGUCCUGAGCGCCCCCUGUACCCUCGUGCCCUGUACCCAGCUCUCAGGCCUCACCCUCACAUCCCUGAAGACUUCCUGAAUCACAAGCCUGGCCAGCUUGGUUACCCUGCAAUUCGUUCCCCUGGCAACCAGUCUUCAGCCACACCCAGCCCAUCGGCGAGGAGCAGCCCAGACAGCAGCCCCCAGGGGAGCCCCUCGGGUCCUGCACCUUCCCCGGCUUCUUUCUACAACACCGGGCUGGGUUCCUACCCUGGUUACUCCCCACCAUCUGCCCCCCUCUCCACAUCCUUCUACCCUCCAGGAGCCCCCUACUCACGCUACCUCCUGCCCCAUCACUACCCUUUGCCUGGCGGUGGUGUGCCCACUAUUGGAGGAAUCUUCCCCAGGAUGUACCCCCUCUAUAGCAACCUCCUGCCCACUCACAUGCCCCUCCUGCCAUCGGACACCGCGGGGAGGCACUUCCUGAUGCCUGACCCUGUCCACCCCUCCUCCAUCUCCGCCCAUAGAGACUUCCUCCUUCCCGGGCCCACCAGUGCCUUCUCAGCUGCCACGUCUCUGAAGGACAAGGCCGGGCCUCACCACCCCUACUCUGGGCACCCUCACCCACAUGGACCAGCCCACGCCCCCUCCAGCGGCUCCCCAACAGCAGGCAUAUCACCUCCCAACGAGCAGGUGCCCACCAAGCCUACCUCAGCCCUCCUUGGUAAUACCAGCAAGCAUUGCUCCGAUGAGGAGGCCAUCAACCUGACCAAGGUGAAGCGUGGCGUGGGCUCAGCAGGCUAUAAGGCACUGCCGUAUCCGCUGAAGAAGCAGAACGGCAAAAUCAAGUAUGAGUGCAACGUGUGCAGCAAGACCUUUGGACAGCUGUCGAACCUGAAGGUUCAUCUUCGUGUCCACAGUGGGGAGAGACCUUUCAAAUGUCAGACCUGUAACAAAGGCUUCACACAGCUGGCUCACCUGCAGAAGCACUUCUUGGUCCACACAGGGGAGAAGCCACAUGAGUGCCAGGUUUGUCACAAGCGUUUCAGCAGCACCAGCAACCUAAAAACUCACCUGCGCCUCCACUCGGGCGAGAAACCCUACCACUGCAAACUCUGCCCAGCCAAGUUCACGCAGUUCGUCCACCUCAAGCUGCACAAGCGCCUGCACUCCCGUGAACGGCCACACAAAUGCCCCCACUGCCACCGCCACUACAUUCACCUGUGCAGCCUGCGGCUCCACCUGAAGGGCUACUGCCUGGCGGCUAACUCUGGCCCUGGCAGUCCAGCUCUCCCCAGUCAGGCUUCCUUGGAGGAGGUGCAGCGCGCCAACGAGGAGAUCGAGCGCUUUGACGUCAGUGAGCAUGCCGAGCGGCUGGAGCAGCUGCAGGGAGGCGUGGAGGUGGAGGCCAUGCUGGAGAAGCAGGUCUUGGGGAUGCUGUGGCGGGAGACUGACGUUAAGUCCCCCCACUUCCAUCCCCACCACAAGGGCGGCGCCGCCGAGCUAUUGUCUUCGAGUUACGGUGCAUACGAGUCCCUGAAUGAGACGUCGGUCAUCAAGAUGCGGCGCAGCAGCCCCAUCCUACCGCUCCCUGCCAAGGUCACCAUCAAGCAGGAGUCAGAGGAUCACGCUUAAGUGACCUUUAAACCCGAGGGACAAAGAGUCAAGACUGCAUGGCUCAAGGCGGACUGGGUUGCCAGGAGCAACAGCUGUAAAUAAAAAACUCUUGACCUGGUUGUCAUCAGCUGUGACAACAUGAUUACACCAGGAUCAUCAGGGACUCACGUACUCAGGGCUCAAGAGACACUGUCCCAUGACUACUUAACAGUUUCAAUGUUUAUUAUACUUAGAGACAAUCAUCUACCUAGGAUUUACCUUUAAUGUAAUUAAUAUAAUGCUAUUAUCAUUAUUGUUGUAUUAUUUGGUCUCCUUUUUCAAAUGUCUUUUUUUUUUGAUCAAUUAGUUGUUAUAUAACCCCCUUAAUUUAUUAUACUUUUUAUUUGUUGUCUUCAAAAGCAAUAAGUGGAAGGGAUGGUUACGCUGACGUGGUGAAAUCAGUGUAAAAGACUAUCUUUCUGUUAUUUUUUGUAUCUGUCUCUCUCUCUCUUUGUGGCCAUGUCUCUGUAGAUAGUCACUUUCUCUAUGCCUACAUCCGUCCUGCCACCUCUGACCUAUAGAACCAGGGGUUCCACUCUUCAGGGUUUUAUCUAUUUAAAUUUAGAAACCAAUGUUGCAGGUUUCAAAAGGGUUGAUGAACUUACAGCCAAAUUACGGCACAUAAAUUUGUUAAUUUAGCAAUGAGAGCUUUACUUCCCCACAGUGUGUCUGGGUCCUUUUCUGAUGCCUACUUAAUUUAAAUGAAACAAAAAAAGGGCAUUUUUAUGUAUAUUUUUCACAACGGUUACCUCAGUGUGCAUGUGAUGAUACGAGUGUGUGUGUGUUUAAAGGGAAAGCUAGGUGGGAGCUUUCUAUUUAUUUGCGUUGAUAUUUGCUACUUGAAGGAGAAGAAGAAGAAGAAACCAAACUGAAGUGGAGUGCAGCUCUUCAUGUGGUCCAAAGGAGCAGCAUGGCCUGCUCAACAUGUAGCACAUAAUGGACUCGGGAGGCUGGCUGGCCGCCGCCUCCCCUUGUCCCUCCUUUUGUUUUAUUUUUCGGCAACACUGUCAGCAGGGACGUGAACAUCCUCAGAUUUAGGGACUCACGCUUGAUGCUAGUAACCAAAGUUCACUUGGCUUAAAUUCUAAAUGCACACCGAUAAAAAAAAAAAGAGGAAUGAAAAAUCAAAACAAGGGAAGAAGGACAUAAGAAAUCAAAAUGCUGAAGAAGGGAAGAUGUACUGUGUGUAUAUGAUGAAGUGUUCGCCCUUUAGCUGUGGUCUCUUGUUUUGUAGAUGUUUUGUUGUUGUUCUUGUUGUUUGUUUGUUUGUUGGUUGAGAAGCAGUGGCCCCUUCUUCAACCCCACCCAUCAGCCAUCUUGUUAAUGAACUGGCAUACACCAAAGCACCUCGGCCUCCUUUUAUGCACUGGCCCCCCCCUCCUACUUUAUAACUUCAGUGCCGAUGCUUGCACCAUUUACACUGUGUACAAUAAUGAAACUGGUCAUACUGGCAUUGAGAGUCAACUUAAUGUUACUAGCAGCUGAGAUUUUCUGCAUCAGUUGUGCAUCAACAGCCUGUAACUCUGUGUCCUCUGAGUCGUUAUCUUUCUCUCUAACUAACAUUCGACCAAAGCGUCUCCUCCUCUGACCUGAGCUUUAACUCCAGAGGAGACCCCCCCCCCUCCAAAGGACUGUCUCUGUUUACAUUCUGGUUUACAUAGUUAUUUAUGUGCAAAAAUGUCAAAAAAUGUAAAUUAUGAUAUAAAUGUUCAUUGCUCUAAUCUAAA